AAAACCAAAGGAUAAACAAAAGAUACGAAUAAAAGGGACAAAAAAAAGCCGAAAGAGGAAAAGGAAAAAGAUAGGCAAGUAGUGUAGCAAGGAGAAGUUUUAGUCAAGAAAAACAAAAUCAAGUGUUCACCAAUUGAAGUUGAAAUGCGAGGAGAUCGCGUGAUUUUGAAGGCUGUUAUCAACAACAUAGUUUUCAGGGCUUUCAGUUCUUCUUCAAUUCAAUCAUCACUUUCAAAUCAAUUUGGUAGACUCAAGCAUCUGGGUUUUGAUCUUCCUGAUGUCUGGCCUCCUGCAACCUGUUCUCAACCUUCCAUUACACCUUACUCAGUUGAUGGGCCGAGUGCUGAAAUCAUUGAUGGGAAGUCUAUUGCCGCUAAAAUUAAGUCACAAGUAGCUAGCGAAAUUUUAAAGAUGAAAGAUGCGGUUGGGAAGCAACCUGGUUUGGCUGUUGUUUUGGUAGGUGAAAGAAGUGAUUCUCACACUUUUGUCCGCACCAAGAUGAAGGCUUGUGAUGAAGUUGGGAUUUCUUCGUCUGUGAUUGAACUGCAUGCUGACUGUACAGAGGAUGAAGUCUUUCAUGUUGUUUCGAAUCUUAAUAAAGACCCAUUGAUCCACGGUGUCCUUGUGCAGCUUCCUCUUCCAAAACAUUUGGAUGAGGAGAAGAUUCUGAAUGUUGUUAAUCCUGAAAAGGAUGUCGAUGGUUUUCAUCCCUUCAAUAUGGGAAGUCUUGCAAUGAAAGGAAGGGAGCCCUUUUUUAUUCCAUGCGCAGCCAAAAGUUGCAUUGAUUUAUUGUUAAGGUCUGGUGUUGAAAUCGCGGGAAAGAAUGCAGUUGUGAUUGGGCGAAGCAAACUUGUUGGAUUGCCUGUUUCAUUAUUGCUGCAGAGGCACCAUGCCACAGUGAGUGUUGUGCAUUCAUUCACCAAGAACGCACAAGAAUUAACUCGUGAGGCAGAUAUAAUCAUCACAGAUGUAGGUGUGCCCAACAUGAUUCGAGGCAAUUGGUUAAGAUCAGGUGCUGUUGUUAUUGAUGCAGGAACCAAUGCAGUUAAGGACCCAAGUAGGAAAAAUGGGUUCCACUUAACCGGUGAUGUAUGCUUUGAAGAAGCUGUAAGGGUGGCAUCUGCUAUUACCCCUGUUCCGGGAGGUUUGGGGCCUGUAACAAUCUCCAUGCUGCUCUCGAAUACUCUUGAUUCUGCUAAACGCGCUUAUGAUUUUGUCUAAGGUUUGAUUGGAAUCAAUAAUACUUGUUUGGUUCUCUCAAGCGGCUGUAGAGUAUAAAGCUUAAAGUGGCAGUAGCGUAUCCUGUAAACUAAUCCUGCUGAGGAGUCGAAUUGGACAUUUAACUAAUCCUGCGAGGAUUCAGAACAUAGAUUAUGUGUAGUGAUCCAGUAGUACGAAGCCUGGCAUAAGAAUCAUCAUGCAAAGUUUUACAGUUGACAUAAAGAAGAUUAAGAACCCUCAAGCAAAGGUUUAACAGAUGACAUCCUGAGUUUUUCGAAGUACAUAUGGUUACAGUCUCAUCAAUCAGUGCCAUUACAUUAAGUUGGUCUUGUAUGGAGGAAUCAUAUCAUGUUAACUCAUUGCUCAUAGCUUCUUUUUUGUUUUCCUGUUCUUUGUUGCAAUCAUAUCACGUUAACUAAUUGCUCAUAGCUUACUGUUUUGCUUUCAUGUUCUUUGUUUUAUUCAUAUCCGUAACAACUGUGUAAGGACGAUUACUCCCUAUUUUUGGUGCCUAGUCAUUCAAUGGUUCUGACCUCUCCUUGUCAAUUCGGUUCUAA
Chenopodium quinoa (quinoa) is the source of this 1778-nucleotide messenger RNA. Its product is annotated as bifunctional protein FolD 2-like. Gene Ontology annotation, cellular component: cytosol. The transcript is spliced from 6 exons. The record is from RefSeq and is a predicted model, not a curated record. Gene Ontology annotation, molecular function: methylenetetrahydrofolate dehydrogenase (NADP+) activity; methenyltetrahydrofolate cyclohydrolase activity. NCBI's taxonomy places the organism in Eukaryota, Viridiplantae, Streptophyta, Magnoliopsida, Caryophyllales, Amaranthaceae. Gene Ontology annotation, biological process: tetrahydrofolate interconversion. The coding region runs from base 145 to 1221 and encodes 358 amino acids.